GGUGUGUGAGGACGCGCUCUGGGAAGCUGAGUGCCAGAGCAGGGGAGCAGUGGCUGUGGUACCUGCUGCUACCCAGGAGGACGCUGAGCAUCGGACAUCGGGCGCGGGGCGCAGCGUGCGGGACGGGAAGGUGAAGUCAUGACGUCCGCCAGUGAAAAUGUGCUGUUUGGAAUGGGAAAUCCUCUUCUUGACAUCUCUGCUGUGGUAGACAAAGAUUUCCUUGAUAAGUAUUCUCUGAAACCAAAUGAUCAGAUCUUGGCUGAAGACAAGCACAAGGAAUUGUUUGAUGAACUUGUAAAAAAAUUCAAAGUUGAAUAUCAUGCUGGUGGCUCUACCCAGAAUUCAAUGAAAGUUGCUCAGUGGAUGAUUCAGGAGCCACACAAAGCAGCAACAUUCUUUGGAUGCAUUGGGACAGAUAAAUUUGGGGAGAUCCUGAAGACUAAGGCUGCUGAAGCACAUGUGGACGCUCAUUACUACGAGCAGAGUGAGCAGCCGACGGGAACGUGUGCUGCGUGCAUCACUGGCGGCAACAGGUCCCUUGUUGCCAACCUUGCUGCUGCCAAUUGUUAUAAAAAGGAAAAGCACCUUGAUCUGGAGAAGAACUGGAUGUUGGUAGAAAAAGCCAGAGUUUACUACAUCGCGGGCUUCUUUCUUACAGUUUCCCCGGAGUCAGUAUUGAAAGUGGCUCGCCAUGCUGCCGAGAACAACAGGGUCUUCACGUUGAAUCUGUCUGCACCGUUUAUUAGUCAGUUCUUCAAGGAAUCCUUGAUGAAAGUCAUGCCUUAUGUUGACAUCCUCUUUGGAAAUGAGACGGAAGCUGCCACUUUUGCUAGAGAGCAAGGCUUUGAGACUAAAGACAUUAAAGAAAUAGCCAAAAAGACACAGGCUCUUCCAAAGGUGAACUUGAAGAGGCGGAGGACCGUGAUCUUCACUCAAGGACAAGGUGACACUAUAGUGGCUGCAGAGAAUGAUGUCACUGCUUUUGCUGUCUUGGAUCAAAACCAGAAGGAAAUCGUCGACACCAAUGGAGCUGGAGAUGCAUUUGUUGGAGGUUUUCUGUCUCAGCUGGUCUCUGACAAGCCCCUGACCGAAUGCAUCCGCGCAGGGCACUAUGCGGCAAGUGUCAUAAUUAGGCGAUCUGGCUGCACCUUUCCCGAGAAGCCAGACUUCCGCUGACGGAAGGGAGAAAGCCAGGCUGGGAGUGGAGCGCGGUGACCACGUCCAGGCCUUCCUGCCACGAGAAAGAUUAAAAUUAUCUGCUCUCUUUGCCCACCAUGAUUCUCACUAUUAAUUAGAGGGCUCAGUGCUACUCCUAGAACCUUUAGUCUCUCUGAAAUCUGGGGAAAAUGUUUAUUUCCAUAGUUUGUUAGUGCCUCUUAAAAGUCAAACAGGAAUACAUUUCAGUAGAAACUUUUAUUUCACUUCAAUUGUCUGUAAAUUCAUCUGUAUUUAGCAAAUUGAUCAGGUUUUGGUUUUGUUUUUUUUUUUUUUUUUUACAUUUCUGUUUUCAAUUCAGGUGCAAUUUAAUAUAAUAGACUUUUUAAAGAAAUUAAUGCUAAUAUCAUUCUUGAGCUUUUUAUAUAAUUAUAUUUAAUUUGGUUGAAAGUGUGUGUGCACACACUGGUUAAAUAAGGUACAGAAAUGUUAAUCACACUGAAUUAUUCCACAUAAACUCUACAGUGUGCUUCAGACAUCUGAUGGACUUGGGACACCUUAUUAAUUCCCCAACAUUUGCAUUAUGUUCAGACUAUAACCUUCUGCUUAUGGAUGGUACUCUGUAAUUUGAUACAAAUAAAAAACUGCCAUAUAGGAA
This is a messenger RNA of Psammomys obesus (fat sand rat), 1813 nucleotides long. It is a transcript of the gene Adk, whose product is annotated as adenosine kinase. Gene Ontology annotation, cellular component: nucleus; cytosol. Gene Ontology annotation, biological process: purine ribonucleoside salvage. The record is from RefSeq and is a predicted model, not a curated record. Gene Ontology annotation, molecular function: adenosine kinase activity. The coding region runs from base 139 to 1176 and encodes 345 amino acids. Lineage: Eukaryota; Metazoa; Chordata; Mammalia; Rodentia; Muridae. The transcript is spliced from 11 exons.